CACUGCCCGUCGUAUUUGCCCCAGAUGUAACGCAAGGUGCGACAAACGGCCUCUGUGCACUGAUUCAUUUCGUUUGUGCAGUACUCUGGCUGAUCAUGUUCUCUGUCGAGGCAGACUUCUUGCAGGUUUGGUCGUCUGGGCUGAAUUGAGCGUUUAGCGACAUGGCUUGACAUUUGACUUUUAAUAACCGCCAUAGAAAUUCCCUCUUCUUCUGGUCUCAUUCCUCGGAGAGACUUUUAAAACGUGUUGAUUCUCAGGCAUAUUCAAGCUACACUUUCUCUGCUCUGUAAGCACUCUACCUAUACAAGAUCUUGAGUACACGUUCUGAGAUCUUGUCGACAUCUUAAAGCGUGAAUUCUCCAAAGUGAAAACUACAACGAUGGAAAGAAAUGGUCAAGGUAUUUUUGGCACCUUGAAAAGCAAGAUAUCGCAUAAAAAAUGGGACAAACAUAGUUCUGGGGCGUCGCAAGAGCUAUUUUCUACGCCAAUAGCGACGCAAGCGUCAAACCUGUUCGCACAGACUUCGCAACCUACGCGAAGACCGAUUCACAGAAGUGCGAGCAGAACGCCAGACGAACCACCGCCAGCAUACACUCCAACAGUGGCUUAUUCACAUGCGCAGGCGACCGGGAGCGCCAAUGACAGUGAUAGCGAUCCAUACGCGUUUUUAUCCACAUUUGAUACCAUUUUUGUGAUUGACGACAGCGGUUCGAUGGCUGGAAGAUCGUGGACUGAGACACAGCAUGCCCUCGAAGCUAUUACACCAAUCUGCACAGCUCACGAUGCAGAUGGCAUCGACCUGUACUUCUUGAACGCACCAGACAGCGUAUAUUACCGCAAUGUGAAAGAUUCUUCCGCUGUUCGCGAGAUUUUUUCGAUGGUACGGCCAAGGGGCCAAACUCCAUUGGGUACCAAACUCAAUCAAAUCCUAAAACCUUACCUCGCACGCUUCGAAAAGAACCCCGAAACUACAAAACCGAUCAACAUCAUUGUAAUCACGGAUGGAGAGCCUUCUGAUGACCCAGAGUCUGUGAUCAUCUACGCUGCUCGCAAGUUGAACAAGCUUGAUGCUAGUCCUUGGCAAGUCGGUAUCCAGUUCUUUCAAGUCGGACGAGAACCGGGAGCGAAGGAGUACCUUGAAGAGCUUGAUGACGGGCUAUCUGACAAGUGCGGCGGUCGUGAUAUGGUAGAUACACAAGCUUGGAAGAAUGAAGAUGAUAAGGAACUGAAUGGUACUGGUAUAUUGAAAGCUGUGCUUGGCUCAGUGAACAAGCGAUUGGACAACAAAAAAUCAGACAGACCAAACUACUGCUAAAAUGUUGGUUCUUAAUAGACAUUCAGAGAGAGGGAUAUCUACCGAGCCACCAAGGCAAAACUAAGAGCUCUUUCCAUCACUGUAGCAUGAAAUUCUCUGCGUCAUGGAGCGCAAGAGCGGAAUUAAACCAUGAUAUGAUCGACUAACCCUUAAAAAGCACCUGUACCUUUUGUGUUAUCAAGUUGAGCGAACUUUCCGCACCACUGUCCACGGCUGUGGCCUAAGAUUCACAAUGUCUCAUGGCUUGACAUUUUCACGGAUAUGAAGAUUUAAAGGAAAAUAGGCGAAUAAAAU
This is a messenger RNA of Verruconis gallopava, 1609 nucleotides long. RefSeq lists its product as uncharacterized. The transcript is spliced from 2 exons. The record is from RefSeq and is a predicted model, not a curated record. The coding region runs from base 380 to 1315 and encodes 311 amino acids. NCBI's taxonomy places the organism in Eukaryota, Fungi, Ascomycota, Dothideomycetes, Venturiales, Sympoventuriaceae.